Molecule: messenger RNA, 1777 nt
Organism: Oryzias latipes (Japanese medaka)
Lineage: Eukaryota; Metazoa; Chordata; Actinopteri; Beloniformes; Adrianichthyidae
Gene: idh3g
Product: isocitrate dehydrogenase (NAD(+)) 3 non-catalytic subunit gamma
Biological process (GO): isocitrate metabolic process; tricarboxylic acid cycle
Cellular component (GO): mitochondrion
Molecular function (GO): NAD binding; oxidoreductase activity, acting on the CH-OH group of donors, NAD or NADP as acceptor; magnesium ion binding
Source: RefSeq, a predicted model, not a curated record
AGGAUUUUUUUAAUUUAUUUUUUUAUUCGGCGUCUCAGAGUCAAGAUGGCUGCCCACGGUUCCCUGCUCUCCGUGUUCAAAAGUAUAAAUCCACGUUGGAACGGACCUCUGGGAAAUAGUGUAAAAAUAUUUGGAACAACUUUUACAAACCAUCGGAAUAAAGCCACUCUCACUAGAGAACACAUUCCUCCUCCUGCUAAGUAUGGAGGUCGGCACACCGUCACCCUCAUACCUGGAGAUGGAAUCGGUCCAGAGCUCCUAAGUCAUGUCAAAGAGGUUUUCAGGUUCAGUUGUGUGCCUGUUGACUUUGAGGUGGUGCAGGUCAACUCUGCUAUGGAAAGUGAAGAUGACAUCAUGGAUGCCAUCACUGCGAUCCGCCGAAACGGAGUUGCCCUUAAAGGUAAUAUUGAGACCAAACAUACUUUGCCACCAUCUGUCAAAUCCAGGAACAAUGUUCUGCGAACAACCUUAGAUCUGUAUGCUAAUGUGAUGCACUGCCAGUCCCUCCCUGGUGUCCAGACUCGCCACAAGGACAUUGACAUCAUGAUAAUCCGAGAAAACACGGAGGGCGAAUACAGCAGCCUGGAGCACGAGAGUGUACCCGGGGUAGUGGAGUGUCUGAAGAUCAUCACCAGGAACAAUUCCCUCAGGAUCGCCGACUAUGCUUUCCGACUUGCCAGGGAGAAGGGUCGCAGCAGAGUCACUGCUGUGCAUAAGGCUAACAUCAUGAAGCUUGGUGAUGGUUUGUUUCUGCAGUGCUGUAGGGAAGUGGCCUCUGGAUACCCAGACAUUACAUUUGACAGCAUGAUUGUGGACAACACCACUAUGCAGCUUGUGUCCAAACCACAGCAGUUUGAUGUAAUGGUGAUGCCUAAUCUAUAUGGAAAUGUUGUGAGCAACGUGUGUGCUGGCCUGGUAGGAGGCCCCGGCCUUGUGCCUGGAGCCAAUUAUGGUCAGGACUAUGCUGUAUUUGAAACGGCCACAAGAAACACAGGGAAAAGUAUUGCUGGUAAAAACAUUGCAAACCCCACAGCCAUGCUGCUGGCUAGCUGCAUGAUGCUGGACCACCUGAAGCUUUAUAAUUAUGCCACCUUGAUCAGGAAUGCUGUCCUCACUACAAUGAAUGAAACUAGGUUGCACACAGCUGAUCUUGGAGGUCAGGGCACCACUUUAGAGGUGGUCCAGUCUGUCAUGAGGGUCAUCCAGAGCAAGGGACAGCUCACAGCCGAGUUUUAAGCAGCUUUCAAAUGAUAACAUGCACCUUCAUAGCCAAAUCUGUGGUGGCUCAGGUGCAACAAAUACAGCCUAACAUGUCUGUUUCCAUGGAAUCAUGCAUGACUUAUUAUUUCACAGUGGAAAGUGUACUUUAUUUUCACCAGUGUGUCUUGUUUAUUGUAACGAUUACAAUCUUUUAAUUCAAGUCGGUCAUCCGUCAGUUGAUAAAGUCACUGUAAAGUAAUGACAUUACUGUUGUAAUCAUGCAAAAUGUGCAUUACCCAUUUCAGGUCAUAACUUUUUAUUAUAUUGUGUUUGAUACACACCUUCAUGCUUUUUCUCAUGUUAUCAGCCUAACUUGAGUUUGCAAAGAAAAAUUAUUUGAAUUCAUAAAGUGAUUCCACCGAUAAUUUCUGUCAAAGCUUUUUCUGUAAUGAUGUUGUAACUGUCAAAGUGGGCUAUACACAAAAUAUGAAAACACAACAUGUUUUCUCAUUGGUCGAAUUCAUUGUAAAACCAAUCAAUCAAUAAAUACUGCUUAAAUAAACAUUCUUCAAAAAAA